AUGUCUUUGCUUAACUACUUUGGUUUAAUCGUGUUUCUGCAUUGUUCAACCGCGAUAUAUGGUCAUGAAACUUCGACAAAUAAUAUAAAUACCAAUUGCACUGUUGAUUUACAAGAAUCGAAGUUCAUGGGAGAUCUGAUUAAGCCAAUGCUUGCGCCCACCAUAAACACCAUUGAAAUAACAGUGACCUUUGCCUCGGCAAACAAGACUCGAAAUUUACUUGAAAUGAAAUGGUCUUGGGCGAACGAAAUUGGUCGUACCUUAAUUUCCUUGGUCGCUCGCACCAAAAGUACUGUAUUUGAUUCGCCUCUUUUCACCUAUCCAUUGGAAGCCGGAAUUAGAAAAAUUUUUGUUAAAGCCACGGAGGACCCUAUUGGUUGCUUACCAUCCGGGAAAAAUGGAAGUGAUAUUGUUUUUAACCAUAUUUUAAAAAAAAUUGUCUCUUACAUUCAUGAUGAAAAUAUAGACGAGCAUUAUAAAUUGUGCCGACCACUUGAUGCAGAAUCUUACAGAUUCAAGUGUUGUGGAAUAACCGGUGGUGGAAAGUUGAAAUUCUGUGAUGAAUAUUCCUCUAUUAUAAUUAAAUGGGCUGGUCCGGGCGGAGUGUUUGCAACUCAAAACGUUAAUUAUCAGUGUUUGAAGGUGAAAGCCAAGAAGAAUAGCGUUGGCAUAGCUAACAACGAAACAACACCUAGUUCUAACAACCAAGUAUCACCUGGCAGUGAAAUUAAUCUUGGUGAAGUUGAUGGGAGUAGAGACCCCGGAACGACGAGUCCCCCUGAAGAACCAGAAACUAGUACCUGUUAUUCAACAUCAUGCUGUGCAAGUACAUUUCGCCCUGUUAACGAUUUUCUAUUACGCUCAUGUAGUUAUUUAUGGACUGAAAACGAACACAGUAAUCCUUCAGCUAUUGUAGGCGAUGAGACUGAUGCUGCUGACGAACAAAAUCGUGCCAUCAAAUUUGACGAAAGAACUGGCGAGGCAAUGAUAUCGAGGAAACUUUACGAAGAAGUCAGCAAAAUAGUUCUUCCCUUAGGGGAUCUAUUAUUUCAUUUCUUUAGAAGAGUCAUUUUCGUUUGCAUAUACGCAUGGAUUUUGUUUCUCGUCUUGUUACUGGCAAUGGAAUCGGGAGUUUCAGGUAGUAUUCGAGCAAUCGGUGCUAUUGCAGCUAUCUUAUUACCGUUCAUUUUUGACACAAUUUACGCCGAUAAUAAAAAAGCACAGAAGGCGUCCACAAAUAUGGCAACGACGAAAAUACUUGAACAUAUACUGAAGAUUAAAAAACACGAAAAUAACAUGAUUGUUGUUGAAUUGGUUAAUUGUUUAACCGAGAAUGUUGAGAUUUAGUUUGAUUUUUUUUUUGUAUACAA
Molecule: messenger RNA, 1370 nt
Organism: Dendronephthya gigantea
Lineage: Eukaryota; Metazoa; Cnidaria; Anthozoa; Malacalcyonacea; Nephtheidae
Exons: 3
Coding region: 1-1347 (448 amino acids)
Source: RefSeq, a predicted model, not a curated record